Messenger RNA from Salarias fasciatus (jewelled blenny), 1330 nucleotides. RefSeq names its product zinc finger protein 330 (gene noazfp). Gene Ontology annotation, molecular function: zinc ion binding. NCBI's taxonomy places the organism in Eukaryota, Metazoa, Chordata, Actinopteri, Blenniiformes, Blenniidae. Bases 124 to 1089 code for a protein of 321 amino acids. The transcript has 10 exons. Gene Ontology annotation, cellular component: nucleus. The record is from RefSeq and is a predicted model, not a curated record.
GUGCUCAUCAUUUCGGUAAAAAUAUAUUGCAGAUUUUAUUCGUGAAUUUGAAAUGACAGCUUUGUCCAUCAUUCGGAACCACCGGGAACCAAGCGAGCCGUGAGCCCCUGAGGAGAAACUGAAAUGCCCAAAAAGAAAACUGGCGCCCGGAAAAAGGCUGAGAGUCGGAAAGAGCGAGAGAAACAGAUCCGAGCCAACCGGGAACAUGUCGAUGUGGCCAAACACCCGUGCAACGUCAACAUGGAGUGCGACAAAUGUCAGAGGAAACAGAAAAACAGAGCUUUCUGCUACUUCUGUAGCUCAGUUCAGAAGCUGCCUGUCUGUGCUCAAUGUGGUAAAACCAAGUGUAUGAAGUCAUCGGAUUGCGUCAUUAAGCAUCCAGGAAUCCAUAGCACAGGGAUGGCCAUGGUGGGGGCAGUGUGUGACUUCUGUGAAGCUUGGGUGUGCCACGGGAGAAAAUGUCUCAGCACUCAUGCCUGUGCCUGUCCCCUGACGGAUGCAGACUGCAUUGAGUGUGAUCGCAGUGUCUGGGAUCAUGGAGGGCGAAUUUUCCGUUGCUCCUUCUGUCAGAACUUCCUGUGUGAGGACGAUCAGUUUGAGCACCAGGCAAGCUGCCAAGUUCUCCAGGCAGAAACAUUCAAAUGUGUUUCCUGUAACAGACUGGGACAACAUUCCUGCCUACGCUGUAAGGCCUGUUACUGUGAUGACCACGCCAAGAGUAAAGUCUUCAAACAGGAGAAGGGAAAAGCUCCGCCGUGUCCCAAAUGUGGCCACGAGACGCAAGAGACCAAAGACCUCAGCAUGUCAACUCGCACGCUGAAGUUCGGACGGCAGGCCGACGCCGACGACGACUACUACGACGACGGGGCUUCAGGAUACGACGCCUACUGGAAGAAAGUAGCAUCCGGAGGAGGGGGAGAUCGACAGGAUGACUACGAAGAGGAGGAGGAGGACGACGAGGACGAAGACGAGGACGAUGACGAGGAAGACGAGGAGGAGGAAGAUGAAGAAGAUGAGGAAGAGGAUGCUGAAGCAGAAGUGGCCUCUGAUUCCGUUGGUCGUCUCAAACUGGACGGGGCUGCUGCCUAAACAGAGCGAGUCUGCAGAGAGCGGCGGGAGACGGUUUGUUACUAUUCAGGAAAACUCCUCAAGAAUUUAAAUGGUAUCUAAGUUAAUACCAGUGCUGCCAACAUUUACUCUGAGGAAUAUAGUUAUGUUUUCUACAAUACAAACACAAGGUGUUUUACUAAAAGAAUCAAAUUCAGUACUGAAAUAGCAGUUUAAAAGCAUGAAUUCACUGAUUAAAAUAAAAAAAGGAUUGUUUUUGUGA